UACGGUAGUGGGCGGGGCCUAGCGAUCCGGGUCCCGCGGGCGCGCCGGCUUCACGGCGAGGCUGUCUGUCGUCAUGGUGGGGCCGUGGGUGUACCUGGCGGCGGCGGUUUUGCUUAUCGGCCUUAUCCUCUUCCUGACUCGCAGCCGGGGUCGGGCGGCAGCAGCUGGUGGUGAACCACUGCACAAUGAGGAAGAGCGGGCUGCAGCAGGCCAGGUAGCUCAGCCGGGGCCGCGGGAGUCUGAGGAGCAGAGAACUGGAGGCCGGCCACGGCGGCGGAGGGACUUGGGCAGCCGUCUCCAGGCCCAGCGUCGAGCCCAGCGAGUGGCCUGGGCAGAAGUGGAUGAGCAUGAAGAUGAAGCUGUUAUUCCAGCCCAGGAGGAAGAAGGCAUUGAGAAGCCAGCAGAAGCUCACCCAACAGGGAAAAUUGGAGCCAAGAAACUACGGAAGCUAGAGGAAAAACAGGCUCGAAAAGCCCAGCGUGAGGCAGAGGAGGCUGAACGUGAGGAACGAAAACGCCUAGAAUCCCAACGAGAAGCCGAAUGGAAGAAGGAAGAGGAGCGGCUUCGCCUGCAGGAAGAGCAGAAGGAGGAGGAAGAGAGAAAGGCUCGGGAGGAGCAGGCCCGGCGGGAGCAUGAGGAGUACCUGAAACUGAAGGAGGCCUUCGUGGUCGAGGAGGAAGGUGUCAGCGAAACCAUGACCGAGGAGCAGUCUCACAGCUUCCUGACAGAAUUCAUCAAUUACAUUAAGCAGUCCAAGGUUGUGCUUUUGGAAGACCUGGCUUUCCAGAUGGGUCUGCGGACUCAGGACACCAUAAGCCGCAUCCAAGACCUACUCUCCGAGGGAGCUCUAACAGGUGUGAUUGACGACCGGGGCAAGUUCAUCUACAUAACCCCAGAGGAACUGGCUGCCGUGGCCAAUUUCAUCAGACAGCGGGGCCGGGUGUCCAUCACUGAGCUUGCCCAGGCCAGCAACUCCCUCAUCUCCUGGGGCCAGGACCUUCCUGCCCAGGCUUCAGUCUGACUCCAGCCUUGACUUGAAUGUAUCCUGUGGCCUCCAUGCAUCACUAGACUUCCUGCCAUCUUGGGGCAGGGAUGCAAUAUGACCAGAAAGUUGUGAGUUAGAGGCCUCUGAGUGCUACUGAACUUCUGUGGCUUGGUGUAGAAGGCCUGGCCUGGGAUCUCAGAGAAGCAAAUGAAAUCUACAUCUCGGGCUGUAUCUUAGAGGUGAGAGGGUCCCUUAUGAGGUGGCAGGAGUCCUGUUUCAUUAAAAACAAACUAUUACACAUUUAUUGUAUUCGUUUGUGCCCUGCAAGCCCAGCUCCCUCGAUGAGUUCCCUUCUGGGGCAGAGCAAAGUGCAGAUAGGAGAGUCUCUGAGGCCACACCUCCUCCAGUUGGUGAAGUCUCACCGUCUUAUUUACAGACCCAGGAGUUCCAAGUAGAGCCAGGAGCCCUAAGGAAAAGAGUUACUGAGAAAUGCCAAGGAUAGAGACCUGGAGAGCUAGGUCUCACUCUGUAGCUUCUGAAAGGGAGGUCUCUGGAAGAAGGACUUGUCAGCUGCUUCUAAGACAGGAAGAGGAAGAAAGCCCGUUUGGACUGGGUGUCAUUGUUCUGACCACACAGCACAUGGACUCAGCCCUGAAUCCUCAACCAAAAAAGCUCUGAGUGGCGUGGGUGAUUCCACCCGCAGGAGGAUGAGGAACAUAUGCUCAGAAGUGGGUGUGGGAUGAGAUGUGUGUCUCUUGCAGGGUCGUUUGCUCUGGUUCCCGUGGGCUGUCAUACUAUACUGAGAAUAAGACACAGACACAUUAUUUUAUUUUAUGUGUA
This is a messenger RNA of Microtus ochrogaster (prairie vole), 1825 nucleotides long. RefSeq names its product DDRGK domain containing 1 (gene Ddrgk1). NCBI's taxonomy places the organism in Eukaryota, Metazoa, Chordata, Mammalia, Rodentia, Cricetidae. Gene Ontology annotation, molecular function: ubiquitin-like protein ligase binding. The record is from RefSeq and is a predicted model, not a curated record. Gene Ontology annotation, biological process: cartilage development; protein K69-linked ufmylation; negative regulation of IRE1-mediated unfolded protein response.